This is a messenger RNA of Fundulus heteroclitus (mummichog), 1109 nucleotides long. It is a transcript of the gene cfap263, whose product is annotated as coiled-coil domain containing 113. Bases 15 to 1109 code for a protein of 364 amino acids. The transcript has 10 exons. Lineage: Eukaryota; Metazoa; Chordata; Actinopteri; Cyprinodontiformes; Fundulidae. Gene Ontology annotation, biological process: cilium assembly. The record is from RefSeq and is a predicted model, not a curated record. Gene Ontology annotation, cellular component: axoneme; ciliary basal body.
CCACCCUAGCAACCAUGGAGCAGGCGCUCUCACUGAAAGAGGUAAAAGACCCUGCUGCAAACAAACAGGAAGAACUUCACAACCGCAUCAAAGAACUAAGGUACUCUAAUAGAGCUCUCCUGGCAGAAAAUGUCAUGUUUGAGCACUUCAUUGGUCGCCUGGGUCCUCAGGACCGAGAGUUCAAAGCUGAGGGAGCAGCUACCCAAUCAACAGGACACUCCAGAAGGGAUGAUGGGGCUGCUGAGAGGAGGCAGACGCCUCAGUCCAACUUAUCAGAGCCCCUCCAGCUGCUGACCUUGGAGCAAAGACUUUAUCUGGCACAGAGAGAAGUAACUGAGACACAGGCCGAUCAGAAAAAACUGCAGACGAAAUACGAGAGAAUUCUGGACAACUACAAGUCUUCAUUGAAAGAAGCUGAAUUGCGCUUAGCUGAGAUCAAGAAGGCCAAGAUAGACUUUGAAUGUAGAUUCUUCAAACCUACGAAAGACAGUCGUCUGGAAAUGAAGGAGCCAGAGAAGGUGCUCCAGUACGUUGAAGACAAAUCAAAGGGCACCCAGUUGGAAAAGUUUCACCAGAAAAAUCAGGCAUUGAAGGUCCAAGAGAUGAAGCUCCUGCAGCAGCUCCAACAGAAAAAACACACGGCAAAAGCAGAAUUUGAGGUAUGUUUCCAGGAAUACAAUGAACCCCAAACGGACAAAAGCCUUACUCAACUUCAACACAACAGUUCUAAAGUUCAGCGUCUCCUCACCUCGCACAAGGAGAAGCUGCAGAGUUUAACACUGGAGUCUACAGAACUGAGCAACGACAUCACUAAAAAAAGGGAGAUGUUGGCAAAGCUGGAGGACGAGAUACAGCAAGCAGAGAAGGAGCGUCUAAAGGCAGAAGGCAUCAACAAACUCCUGCGCAAAGAGCUUACAGAUUAUCAGGCUCCUGAUAUCACAGAGUAUGUUUAUGCCAAAGAAAAACAUAAGAAGCUGCUGCAAAGCAUCCACCAUUGGGAGAGGAAAGUUGCAAUUGCUGAGAUGGCCUUCAAGACUCACAGUAGAGAGUGGCGAAAAGUCCCUUCUACUCCUGCAAACAGCACUGAGGCUGGAAAUUUCUCCAACUAA